AUGCGGCCGGUGAUCGACCGGAGGAAGAGAGACAUGAGGCGGUUCUGGCUGUACAGCCUCUACGCCUGGUCGGUGCCCAGCCUCCUCACCGCCGCCUCCAUCGCGGCUGACCACACCAACACCGUGCCCGUCUGGCUCAGGCCGCUCAUCGGCACCGAGAAUAAAUCUUGCCACAAAGGAGAGUGGAAGAGGCGAGGCAAGGAAGAAGUAACGAAGCUGGUAGUAGCGGAACCACUCAGAGUGUAA
Messenger RNA from Nezara viridula (southern green stink bug), 246 nucleotides. Lineage: Eukaryota; Metazoa; Arthropoda; Insecta; Hemiptera; Pentatomidae. The record is from the annotation of a GenBank genome assembly.